Messenger RNA from Humulus lupulus (European hop), 684 nucleotides. RefSeq lists its product as uncharacterized. NCBI's taxonomy places the organism in Eukaryota, Viridiplantae, Streptophyta, Magnoliopsida, Rosales, Cannabaceae. The record is from RefSeq and is a predicted model, not a curated record. Gene Ontology annotation, molecular function: zinc ion binding; nucleic acid binding. Bases 1 to 684 code for a protein of 227 amino acids. The transcript has a single exon.
AUGACCAUUAACAUAGUUGAGUCAGUGAACAAUUUGAUACGAAAGGUAAGAGAGUACCCUAUUAUUGCUAUGACCGAUUUUAUCAUAAGCACGAUGGGACAAUGGUUCCUUGAACGUCGACGGGAAGCAUAUGGAGUGACAACUCCAUUGACACCGAGGAGGGAAGCAAUAUUACGUAAAAGAUGGGAUGAAGUCGGUUCAUUGAUAACUCUCCAGUUAAACGAGAAUGAGUACAAUGUGAUGUGUGGAGAACUCGAUGCAAUAGUAAAUUUAAGGUCAAAGAGUUGCACAUGCAAAGUAUUCGAUAUUGAGAACCUUCCAUGUAUCCAUGCAAUAGUAGCAGCAGGAAAGGCACAGCCCCAAAAUACUGGGGAACUCAUAUAUUCUAUGUGUUCAAAAUACUACACGUCUGAAUAUUGGUUAUUAGCAUAUGCUAAAACUAUUUAUCCUGUUCCUCCAAACUCACAAUGGACCGACAUUCCUGAAGAUGUUAUUGCAGUACAAGUGAUAGCACCUCCUGAAGACAAGACUAAAGGAAGACAAAAAAUCAAUCGCAUACCUUCCCAAGGUGAAGUCCCUAAGAAAAAAUAUAAUUGUGGAGCAUGUGGACAAUCAGGACAUAAUUCAAAAAAAUGUCCUAGUCGACAAGUGCCUUCAGAUGUUAGAAGCACAACUCAUGUGUGA